Molecule: messenger RNA, 354 nt
Organism: Cylicocyclus nassatus
Lineage: Eukaryota; Metazoa; Nematoda; Chromadorea; Rhabditida; Strongylidae
Source: the annotation of a GenBank genome assembly
AUGGAAAAACAGGAACGUAGUCCAAAUAGAAGAGAUAGCGAGGAAACCGAAACAAUUCGAUAUGGAAACAGCCUCCGAGCCACGUGCGCAUCAGAAGACCUAGAACAGGCCAUUCCACAAGUGGGGUCGGAGGACAUGGUACAACAUGUUACGCAAGAGGAACGACUCGUCGUGGAAGUUAUUGAGGUCUUUAACGAGGUGAACGAGAUACGCGAGCUACACGACGAGGAUGAAGAACGUUUUGUGGAGGUUAUGGACGAAGAAGAUGAGGAGCAAGGUGGAUGGAAUCAAGCCAAAAACCAGAACCGUGCCUCGAGAUGCGGUGUGGAAGCAAUGCAAAGGUUGCUCUGUUAA